AUGGACGUUGACGUUGACGUGGACGUAGCCGUGGUUGUAGACGUGGUCGUGGACGUGGUCGUAGACGUGGGCGUGGGCGUGGGCGUGGGUGUGGGUGUGGGCGUGAACAUGGGGAACCUGGCUUAUAAGAACAUCUUUAGUCUGAACCUCAUCAAUCUGAACCUCGUUAGAUCUAACCGCCUAGAUCUGAGCCUCAUCAAUAUGAACCUCAUUAGCUCUAACAACCUUUAUCUGAACCUCAUCAAUCUGAACCUCGUUAGCUCCAACCACUUUUAUCUGAACCUCAUCAAUCUGAACCUCGUUAGCUCCAACUACCUUUAUCUGAACCUCAUCAAUCUGAACCUCGUUAGCUCUAACCACCUUUAUCUGAACCUCAUCAAUCCGAACCUCGUGAGCUCCAACCACCGUUAUCUAAGCCUAAUUACUCUGAACCUCAUUAGCUCGAACCACCUUUAUCUGAACCUCAUCAAUCUGAACCUCGUUAGCUCCAACCACCUUUAUCUGAACCUCAUCAAUCUGAACCUCCUUAGCGCCAACCACCUUUAUCUGAACCUCAUCAAUCCGAGCCUCGUUAGCUCAAACCACCUGUAUCUGAACCUCAUCAAUCUGAACCUCGUUAGCUUCAACCAUCUGUAUCUGAACCUCAUCAAUCUGAACCUCGUUAGCUCCAACUACCUUUAUCUGAACCUCAUCAAUCUGAACCUCGUGAUCUCCAACCCUCUUUAUCUGAACCUCAUCAAUCUGAACCUCGUUAGCUCUAACCACCUUUACCUGAACCUCAUCAAUCUGAACCUCGUAAGGCCCUGCGUCCUCAGCCUUACAAUCUGA
This is a messenger RNA of Haliotis rufescens (red abalone), 828 nucleotides long. RefSeq names its product protein PF3D7_1417600-like. Lineage: Eukaryota; Metazoa; Mollusca; Gastropoda; Lepetellida; Haliotidae. The record is from RefSeq and is a predicted model, not a curated record. Gene Ontology annotation, molecular function: transferase activity. The transcript is spliced from 2 exons. Bases 1 to 828 code for a protein of 275 amino acids.